Ochlerotatus camptorhynchus is the source of this 450-nucleotide messenger RNA. RefSeq names its product FACT complex subunit spt16-like. Gene Ontology annotation, cellular component: FACT complex. Bases 1 to 450 code for a protein of 149 amino acids. Gene Ontology annotation, molecular function: nucleosome binding. Gene Ontology annotation, biological process: transcription elongation by RNA polymerase II. The transcript has 2 exons. NCBI's taxonomy places the organism in Eukaryota, Metazoa, Arthropoda, Insecta, Diptera, Culicidae. The record is from RefSeq and is a predicted model, not a curated record.
AUGCGCUCUAAGGAGGACUCUGAGGUAAUCACCAUCAAGAAGGCCUUCCUGGUGACGGUAGACGUAUUCAAAAAGUACCUCAAGAAUCACAUCAUGGAGAUUAUCGAAGCUGAUGAGAAAGUAAAACAUGCCAAACUGUCGGAGGGUGUCGAGCAGGCUCGGACGGACAAAAGCUUGAAGUUCAGUGCAUUCAGCGACAAGAGCUAUCUGCACUUCGGAUCGAUCAUCUGUGCUCUGGGUGCGCGUUACAAGUCCUACUGCUCCAAUGUCAUCCGAACGUUGCUCGUCAAUCCUACGCAACCGAUUCAGAAGCACUACACCUUUCUGCUCAAUCUGGAAGAGGAACUGCUGAAGAUGAUGAUUCCGGACAAGAAGCUCUCGGAGGUUUUCGACUUCGGAAUGGAUUAUGCCAUCGGGUUGGAGUUCCGGAAGAAUUCGAGUAAGUUGUAA